AUGCCUCCUUCGCAGCUCAAAAGGCUCAAAACAUUGUUACGAGAACAGGGUGUCGUUGGCCCACAAAAGUCGAAGAAGCAGAAGAAACAAGCCAGCAAGAAUGGAGCUCUAAAAGACAGCAGAAUCCAGCGCAGUGCUGCACUACAAGGCAUUCGAGAACAAUUCAAUCCUUUCGAAGUCAAGGCGCCGUCUCGCAGCAAAUAUGAGUUCGCGGGUAACAGAACUGUUGGAGGGAGGUUGGAAAAAGGCACAAUAUCCCGACCUGGAGUCACGAAAGGCCUGGGAGAAGAAAAUCGCCGAAAGACUCUAUUAGUUGAGAUGCAGCGGCGCAAGAAAGUUGGGGGCAUUAUGGACCGCAGAUUUGGCGAAAAUGACCCAAUGAUGACACCUGAGGAGAGGGCUCUCGAGCGCUUUGUGAAGGAGAAGCAGAGAGGUAGCAAGAAGGAUUCAUUGUUCGACCUGGAAGAUGCCGAAGAAGACGAGCAGCUUACACACUUUGGGGAGUCGUUGUCAUUUGACAACCCGGGUAGCCCAGACGAUUUCAAUGAGGUUGAUCUAGGCCAUUCUGAUGACGAUCAAGCCAAUGGACAUGCCGAGGAAAGGCCACGCAAGAGGCGGAGACUGUCAGACACUGAUUCGUCGGAAGAAGCAUCUGUGGAACAGGAUCGCGGACGGCUCGAGCGCCCUAAGACUAAGAAAGAAGUCAUGGAGGAGGUCAUUGCCAAGUCCAAGCUUCAUAGAUAUGAGCGGCAACAGGUCAAAGAAGACGAUGACGAUCUUCGGGCUGAGCUAGAUAAAGGUCUUCCUGAUCUAUUCGCACUCAUGCGAGGCCGUCCAAGGUCGCCUCAGCCGUCUGCUGCACCGCCGCCUCAAGGCUCUGACAUGAACCCUGAUCGACUGGCUUUGCUGAACGGAAAAGAUAGGUCCCAGGCCGACAAAGAGUAUGACGAGCGUUUGCGCCAGAUGGCCAUGGAUCAAAGAGCAAAGCCCACCGUUCGGACUUUGACUGACGAGGAAAAGUUACAACAGGAGGCACAAAAAUUGAAAGACCUUGAGGAAAGGAGACUUCGAAGGAUGAGGGGAGAAACAGAAGAUAAUGAAUCCGAUUCCAAUGAAAUUACGGAAGAGGUACCUGGAGAGGAUAAUCUCGACCAAAAUGAAGAAAACAUAUUUGGUCUCGGUCCGGGCCUACUCGGACAGCAUCGGAAUCGACAUCUUGAUGUUGAAGACGAAGAUGACUUUUUGAUCGAGGACGACUUAGUUGCUAGUGAAUCUGAUGUGGACUUGUCAGGCGAUAACGGAUCUGAUGCGUCAAAGAGCGAGUCCAGCGACGGCAGUGAUGAGCAAGAAUUCGUCCAAGGCUUGUUAUCAAAAGAAGAUGCUGGUAGGGAAGGCCUUAGCUUUUCCAAAGGCCAGGAUGGUGUCCCCAAAGCGAACGGGGUGGCUGAUGAUCUCGCGUACACAUACAAAUGUCCAGAAACCCACGGAGAGCUUCUCAACAUCACGGAGUUCAUUGCGAUUCAGGAUUUACCAACAGUUGUACAACGAAUCCGAGCCUUAUAUCAUCCUAAACUCGCAGCUGAAAACAAAUCUAAGCUUGGAAGGUUUGCAACAGUUCUAGUGGACCACAUUUCUUACCUGGCAUGUCAGCCCGACCAUCCUCCAUGUAUCAUUUUGGAGGCACUAAUACGCCACAUCCAUUCUCUAGCCAAGACCUUCCCUGAAGAGAUUGGGCGUGCUUUCCGGACACAUCUCAGAUCAUUUGACGAAGACCGUCCUACUGCUCCCACUCCUGGUGAUCUCAUUAUUCUGACAGCCAUCGCUUCAGUCUUCCCUACAUCCGAUCACUUCCACCAAGUGGUCACUCCAGCGAUGCUCUGCAUGACUCGCUACCUCGGGCAGGAAGUCCCGCAAUCCCUUAGCGAUCUGGCUACGGGGACUUACAUUAGUACUCUUUGCCUCCAGUACCAAAGGCUGUCGAAGAGAUAUGUCCCGGAAGUAGUCAAUUAUGUCCUCAAUGCGGUGUGGGCACUGUGCCCUGUGAAGCCAAAGCAUCUUCCAGGGCUCUUUCCACAUCACCGCCUCCCAGAUUCAUUACGGAUCCGUAGUACGUCAGACGCCAUUGGAGAGCGGACGCAGCUGUCAUUCUGGGACGUCGUCUGUGCACCACAAUCCACAGAAGCUAAUGACCAAAGUAUCAAGGUCGUGCUUAUCGAGACGCACAUAGCUAUAAUUGAGACUAUGGCCGAGUUGUGGGCCAAGAAGUCGGCCUUCUGCGAAGCCUUCGCUAUCAUCUACUCCGCUUUGCGCUUCCUACAGAAAACUGGGAAGCUCAACGACAAGACUAGGGAGGAGCUUCGGACAGUAGCACAUAAAGUCCACGAACAACUUAUACAGUCCCUGUCCGCCCGCCAGCCUCUUCGCCUUCACAACCACCGACCGUUAGCCAUCAAAACAUCCAUUCCUAAGUUCGAAGAGUCCUACAAUCCAGACAAGCAUUACGACCCUGACCGAGACCGUGCCGAGAUGUCCAAGUUGAAAGCCGAGCACAAGCGCGAGCGCAAGGGUGCAUUGAGAGAGUUGAGGAAGGAUGCUAACUUUAUCGCCAGAGAGAGCUUGAAAGAGAAGAAGGAGAAGGACAGUGCGUAUGAGAAGAAGUACAAGCGGCUGGUGGCAGAGAUCCAAGGAGAGGAAGGCAGGGAAAGCAAGACUUAUGAGAGAGAAAAGAGAAUGAGGAAGGGGAGAAAAUAG
Letharia columbiana is the source of this 2751-nucleotide messenger RNA. RefSeq lists its product as uncharacterized. Gene Ontology annotation, cellular component: nucleolus; small-subunit processome; Noc4p-Nop14p complex. The coding region runs from base 1 to 2751 and encodes 916 amino acids. The record is from RefSeq and is a predicted model, not a curated record. Gene Ontology annotation, biological process: maturation of SSU-rRNA. The transcript is spliced from 2 exons. Lineage: Eukaryota; Fungi; Ascomycota; Lecanoromycetes; Lecanorales; Parmeliaceae.